Molecule: messenger RNA, 351 nt
Organism: Epithele typhae
Lineage: Eukaryota; Fungi; Basidiomycota; Agaricomycetes; Polyporales; Epitheliaceae
Exons: 1
Source: RefSeq, a predicted model, not a curated record
CACGCACAGCUCCGCAAUGUUAUCGAGCACAUUUUUGGGGUUAUCAAGCGGGAGUUCAAGAUGGUUGCGGAGGCGUGUGAGUACUCUAUCAGAGUACAAUGCGCUAUUCCACUCGCCCUCUCCCUUGUUCACAACUUUCUACGCACUCAUGACCCUGAGCGUUGCGAGAAUGAGCUGCAAAUUGGUCUUUGCACUGAGCCAGGCAUGAAUCCCCAUGGAGACAACGAGGCUGGAGAUGCAGGUGAUGGUGUCAGAGGUGCACAACCUCAAGACGCAUCAGCACGAAGGGACCAGAUUGCAGAGGCGAUGUGGGCACAGUAUCAAGAGGUGUUAAGGAGUAGAGGGGAUUGA